GUUAAUUUGUCCAAAGUCACCAUCGAAAUGAAGUUGAGUUACUACACAGCCUUAUUGACACUUUUGUUAUUUGCAGAAAUGGUUAUUGGAUCAUGUGACACAAAAUUAGAGUGUUCGCUUCUUGGUGAUCUCCUAGAAAUGGCAAUGAAAAAUAAAAGUCCAGAUAAAGACUGUCAGUGUCCAAGUAGAACCAAAAUCCCAGCCUUUUCAGCAAUGCUGACCAGUUCACAAACCCCUGGAACUGGUAAAGAUAUCAAGUUUGACAAAAUUGUCACUAAUAUACUUAAUGGCUAUAAUCCAACCACUGGUAUUUUCACUGCACCUGUUGCUGGAGUUUAUCAUUUUUCUUAUACAGUCAUGACUCAGAAUGGAAAAUACCUAGUUGUCUACCUUACUCUUAAUAAUAACAAGCAACAAACUAUAUGGCUGAAAGGGUCUAGUCACGAAUCAGGAACAACCAGUAUUAUAUUAAAUCUGAAGAAAGGGGACCAAGUUGCAGUUAAGUCAGCGAAUGGUGCUUAUACUAUUAACAGUAAUGGUAACAUGUAUUGCUCAUUUUCUGGCUAUCUCAUAGCAUAAUAAAAGAAAUUAUUCUGUUA
Mytilus californianus (California mussel) is the source of this 599-nucleotide messenger RNA. RefSeq names its product complement C1q-like protein 3. The record is from RefSeq and is a predicted model, not a curated record. Gene Ontology annotation, molecular function: protein binding. The transcript is spliced from 3 exons. Bases 28 to 579 code for a protein of 183 amino acids. Lineage: Eukaryota; Metazoa; Mollusca; Bivalvia; Mytilida; Mytilidae.